CACAUUUCCAUGUACACUUCUCCCAGUUCCCAUAACCUAUAAUAAUAAUAAUAAUAAUAAUAAUUAUACAUCUUCUUCUUCCUCUUACAAUUGUUCUAUAUUUAUACAAAACAAUGAUCAUUAACGAAGAAAGCUCGUACUGCUAUUUUCACCCAAGAGAAGUUGUGGUAGGGAUUUGUCCACUUUGUUUGAAUGAAAGGCUUCUAAUCUUGGCUGCAAACCAAGGCCGUCGUCGCUCAUAUUCAUCGGCAAGAGGCAGCUCGAGCAGUAGUACUACUAGUUACCAAAAUAAUAAACGACCUCAUCAUCAGAACAAGAAGACUACUGCUCCUAAUAUUCAUUUUCCCAAGAUCUUCGAUUUCACUUCCUUGCUUCACCGCCUUGAAUUCAGGCCUUGGAAAUCUGAUUUUUAUCAGGAUGAUCCUGAUGUUUCAACCAGUCAAGAAGAUUCAUUCAUAUCAAUUAAGUUUGAAGAAAAUGGAGUGGCCUCGUGGGAGAAGAACAAGGCCAAUAAUAGCAACAAUGCUAAUGCUAACGGUGCUGUAGUGUCAAAAGUGUCUCUAGAGAACUGUAACAUGUCCUCCUGGAAUCACAGCUUUGGAAACAAGGAGACCAAGACUGUGGUAGAGCAUGGGAAGCCACGUGCCUCGUCGCUGAGGUGGCGGAAGCGGAUUGGACACCUGUUCCAGCUCACCCGAUGGAAGAGGUCAAACAAGGGGACAGUCUGCCACGUCAGCAGCAAGGUUGAAGGGGUCAAGGUAAGAAACAAGGGCUGGAUAAGAACUCUGACCACAAAGAAGAAGAAGACCAUGGAAUAAAGGCAUUUUGUAGAGAAAAAGUACACUACCCAAUGGUUUUUUUUCUUCUUUUCUUUUCUUUUUUCCUUUUUCCUCCCAGAAUAUAAGUAAAGUGACUGUAAAGUGGUGUAUUAUUGUUAGAGAUUAUAUAUGUGUUAUUAUAGAGUCAAAUUGGUACUAUAUUCAGCACUCUUCAAAAAUCAAUGUGUUCUGAUCUCUUUCCCUUUA
Humulus lupulus (European hop) is the source of this 1025-nucleotide messenger RNA. RefSeq lists its product as uncharacterized. NCBI's taxonomy places the organism in Eukaryota, Viridiplantae, Streptophyta, Magnoliopsida, Rosales, Cannabaceae. The transcript is spliced from 2 exons. Bases 114 to 818 code for a protein of 234 amino acids. The record is from RefSeq and is a predicted model, not a curated record.